Messenger RNA from Parnassius apollo (apollo), 801 nucleotides. The record is from the annotation of a GenBank genome assembly. Lineage: Eukaryota; Metazoa; Arthropoda; Insecta; Lepidoptera; Papilionidae.
AUGAGUCGCAAGAUUUUUUCCGGUACAAAUAGCUUUAUAGGACUUGAGGAAGCAAUUGAAGCAGUCACAACAGAUAGUGAUGAUGACCGGGAAUACGAUUUGGCGAUAAUACCACCUGAUCCCAGUGUCGUAACUGACGAAGAGGAAGGGUCUGAUCAAGAUAUUAUGGUGACGUAUACUUUGCCACGAGAUGUGCCCGGAAAUAUUGAGGUUAUGGUGCUUGAUGAAGGUACUUUGUCGAGCGACUAUGAUUCCAGUGACGAAGAACCAUUGACCGCAAAACGAGUUCGUUGGCAGGCUAAUAUUCAGCAGCGGCAGAAAACUCCAGCCUGGAGAAAAUGUUCACCAUUCUAUACUUUUGGCCAUCAGCAUACGUCUGUGGUGCAAGAUAAACAGAAUGCUAUAAAGGAACAGCUAAAAGACCAAAAUUCUGUACAGAUUUUUGAAAUAAUUUUGGAUGCAGAAGGAUUACAGCUUAUGUUAUCUAAUAGUAUUUUGUACGCUAAUCAAAACAAUAGACACUCUUUUCAACUUGAUUUACCAGACCUAAAAAAAUUCAUUGUUCGUGAGAAUCGCAGUAAAAAGUGCCCAUUGACAGCCACUAAGGAGAUGAAGAAGAAAGAGAGAGCUGCUUUUGAUUACAGAUUCGAUAAAAAUAAUGAACUGUUGUUAAUCAGAUGGAAAGACAAUAGUCUCUGCACGAUGGCUACUAACUAUGAUUACUUUGAACCAAUGGGCACGGUAAAAAGAUGGUGCCCAGAAAUGACAGACAACCGAUGUAAAGAUUCCGCUUUUAUUUGA